This is a messenger RNA of Acanthisitta chloris (rifleman), 972 nucleotides long. RefSeq names its product angiopoietin-like 5 (gene ANGPTL5). The transcript has 6 exons. NCBI's taxonomy places the organism in Eukaryota, Metazoa, Chordata, Aves, Passeriformes, Acanthisittidae. The record is from RefSeq and is a predicted model, not a curated record. The coding region runs from base 1 to 972 and encodes 323 amino acids.
AUGGCUAGAUUUAUGAUAACCAGCUGGAUAAACGUUUCUUUUGAAGGAAAUUUGCAGAACUCUCUUGCUGAAUAUUCAAGAAGUACAAUAAAACUGGUAAGAGACAUGAUGGAUGAUCAACAGUCUGCUUUGGAUUACCUUUCUAAUCAGGUAAAUGAGCUCAUGAACAGAAUUGUUCUUUUGAAUGCAGCAGUUUUGAGAAAACAUUUGGAUACACAUCCUUACAAAGCAGUUCAAUCUCAUGGGCUGGACUGCACUCAUAUUAAAGAUACUGUUGGUUCAGUUUCAAAAACUCCAAGUGGUCUGUACAUUAUCCAUCCAGAAGGAUCAAAUUAUCCUUUUGAGGUUUUGUGUGAUAUGGAUUUUCGAGGAGGUGGAUGGACUGUGGUUCAGAAAAGAACUGAUGGAAUGAUUCAGUUUCAGAGAUCAUGGUCUGAAUAUCUGGAUGGAUUUGGUGACCUUAACGGGGAAUUUUGGCUUGGACUGAGGAAGAUUUUUGACAUAGUAAACCAAAAAGCUGCUAGUUUCAGUCUUUAUGUGGAUUUGGAAUCUGACAAUGACAAGCAUGCCUAUGCAUCAUAUGAUGGAUUUUGGAUCGAAGAUGAAGCAUGUUCUUUUAAGAUCCAUUUGGGGCGUUAUUCAGGAAAUGCUGGUGAUGCAUUUAGAGGAUAUAGAAAAGAAGAUAACCAGAAUUCGAUGCCUUUCAGCACAUUUGAUGUUGAUAAUGAUGGAUGCAGGCCAAUGUGCACUAUUAAAGAACAGCCUGUAAAGAGCUGCAGUAACUUCAGUGGCAACACUGGAUGGUGGUUCAGCCGGUGUGGCCUUGCAAACCUUAAUGGUGUUCAUCGCUACACAGGCAGAUUUUUUGCAACUGGGAUUCACUGGGAUACAUGGAGGGUGAACAAGAAACCAGUCAAAAUUAAAUCAGUUUCAAUGAAAAUUCGGAGAACCUAUUAUCCAUAUUUUCAUUAA